CAAGUUUUACUUCUCCCUAGAGCAGGGGUGUUUGCCAGCAGCCUGCACUCUCAGAAAUCAGACUUGAGUGGCCGGAACACUUGAGACCGGAGGCUUACCAUGCUGCUCCCUAGGAGGGCCAGGAACUGCUGAGGUGACCACCGGACAGUUAUUCGUGUCUCUUACAAUUACCAAACAGAAUGGACAAGCUUAAUAAAAUAACCGUCCCCGCCAGUCAGAAGUUGAGGCAGCUUCAAAAGAUGGUCCAUGAUAUUAAAAACAAUGAAGGUGGAAUAAUGAAUAAAAUCAAAAAGCUAAAAGUCAAAGCACCUCCAAGUGUUCCUCGAAGGGACUACGCUUCAGAGAGCCCCGCUGACGAAGAGGAGCAGUGGUCCGAUGACUUUGACAGCGACUAUGAAAAUCCAGAUGAGCACUCGGACUCAGAGAUGUACGUGAUGCCCGCCGAGGAGAACGCUGAUGACAGCUACGAGCCGCCUCCAGUAGAGCAGGAAACCAGGCCGGUUCACCCAGCCCUGCCCUUCGCCAGAGGCGAGUAUAUAGACAAUCGAUCAAGCCAGAGGCAUUCCCCACCCUUCAGCAAGACACUUCCCAGUAAGCCCAGCUGGCCUUCAGAGAAAGCAAGGCUCACCUCCACCCUGCCGGCCCUGACUGCUUUGCAGAAACCUCAAGUCCCACCCAAACCCAAAGGCCUCCUUGAGGAUGAGGCUGAUUAUGUGGUCCCCGUGGAAGAUAAUGAUGAAAACUAUAUUCAUCCCACAGAAAGCAGUUCACCUCCACCUGAAAAAGCUCCCAUAGUGAAUAGAUCAACCAAGCCAAAUUCCUCAACGCCCGCUUCUCCUCCAGGAACAGCUUCAGGUCGAAACAGUGGGGCCUGGGAAACCAAGUCACCUUCACCAGCUGCACCAUCUCCGUUGCCACGGGCCGGGAAAAAACCAACGACACCACUGAAGACAACUCCAGUUGCCUCUCAACAGAAUGCUUCAAGUGUUUGUGAAGAAAAACCUAUACCUGCUGAACGCCACCGAGGGUCAAGUCACAGACAAGAAGCUGUGCAGUCACCAGUGUUUCCUCCUGCCCAGAAACAAAUCCACCAAAAACCCAUACCUCUGCCAAGAUUUACAGAAGGGGGAAACCCAACUGUGGAUGGGCCCCUACCCAGCUUUUCAUCUAAUUCCACUAUUUCAGAACAGGAAGCUGGCGUUCUCUGCAAGCCAUGGUAUGCUGGAGCCUGUGAUCGAAAGUCUGCUGAAGAGGCAUUGCACAGAUCAAACAAGGAUGGAUCAUUUCUUAUUCGGAAAAGCUCUGGCCAUGAUUCCAAACAACCAUAUACACUAGUUGUAUUCUUUAAUAAGCGAGUAUAUAAUAUUCCUGUGCGAUUUAUUGAAGCAACGAAACAAUAUGCCUUGGGCAGAAAGAAAAAUGGUGAAGAGUACUUUGGAAGUGUUGCUGAAAUCAUCAAGAAUCAUCAACAUAGUCCUUUGGUUCUUAUUGACAGUCAGAAUAACACCAAAGAUUCCACCAGACUGAAGUAUGCAGUUAAAGUUUCAUAAAGGGAAAAAAAAGAUCAAUACCAUUGCUUCAGACACUUUCCCAAAGUUUCUCCUUUUGAGAAAAAGUCCCAAAACUUCAUAUUUUGGAUUAUGAAUCAUCCAGUAAUAAAAUGGAAGAUGGAGUCAGCUAUUGAAGUGGUCAUCCAUUUCUUUUUAAGAAGCUCAUGUGGACUUGUUCUACCUAUUGCCUGACCUGAUGAACUGUUAAUAUCUGGUGAGGUUGAGUUAUCAUGCUACUAAUAUUUUCCAAAUAAAUAUUUUUAUUUUUAAAAAUAAGUGUAAAGUAUAUUAUCAAAAUAAGAAAAUAAUGCUCUUGCAUAAAACAAAGUGGCUGGAAAUUUAAACCUCCACAAUGAUCAUUGGUACACUAAUGUAGCUGGGCUCUCCACUGCCAAUGCUUGACAAUUAAGUCUUGGUUAAAAUUUUAAUUUGUAGAAAAUAAGGUAUUAAAGGUAAUGUAUGAUAUCUGUAAGUAUAGGCAAGAAGGAUGUAAUGGUUCCUUUUUGUGAGCACUCUCAACCAUGCGAUAUAUAUAUGGAUAUGAACUUUCUGUAAGUUCUUGUCUAGGAGUAUGCUGUUAGUUUUGCUUACUAAAGAUAAUUAUACCCUCUUUGAUCUACAUGUCUAUCAAAUAGAACCUAAACUUGAUAUGAGGUUUGUAUUAGUCCAUUAUCACGCUGCUAAUAAAGACAUACUCGAGACUGGGUGAUUUACAAAAAAAAAAAAAAAAAAGAGGUUUAAUGGACUCACAGUUCCACAUGGCUGGGGAGGCCUCACAAUCAUGGCAGAAGGCGAAGAAGAAGCAAAGGUAUGUUUUACAUGGUGGCAGGCAAGAUAGCAUGUGCAGGGGAACUGCCCUUUAUAAAACCAUCAGAUCUCAUAAGACUUACUCACUAUCACAACAACAUGGGAAAACCUGCCCCCAUGAUUCAGUUACCUCCCACCAGGUCCCUCCCAUGGCACGUGGGGAUUAUGGGAGCUACAAUUCAAGAUGAGAUUUGGGUGAGGACACAGCCAAACCAUAUCAAGUUUCAAAGUGGAAUGACAGCAAAGCUAGACUAAAAGCCAGUUCCUAGAGAAAUAUCCCACAAAACAAGAGCAGAAAAGCAGACAUUGGUGAACGCCAAGGAAUAAAAGAGAUACCAUCGUGGAGAAUCAGGUCCAAGGUCUUAGAUCAUCCCAGAAAUGUAUCAUACUUUGUCAUAUAUUUCUACUGUGUACUUCAGACAGCAGUGAAAUGAUAAAGCAGCUAAUUAAGUCUAAUAAUUAAAUGGGGAACACACUUGGCCACUGCAUAAGAUAGCAAUCUAUGAAAGUAUGUUGAAAGGCCAGAAGGUAAUAAUUUCAGGGUAACUCAUGACUCACUUCUAAAGAUAAUUGUAUAUUUAAAUGUCAUAAGCUUUCAUAAUUGCCACCUAUGUUACAGAUUGAAUUGUGGUCCCCCCAAAAAGAUAUGUUGAAGUCCUAAUCCAUAAUGCCACAUAUCUCAGAAUGUGACUUUAUUUGGGAAUGAGGUCUUUACAGAUGUAGUCAAGGUAAGAUGAGGUCAGUAGGGUGGGCCUUAAUACAAUGGCUGGUGUCCUUAUAAAAUUAGGAAAUUUGGAUGCAGGCACAGAGAGAAGACUAUAUGAAGAGACACACAGGAAGAAUACUACUGGCGUGAUUCCAUCCUGUAUGGCUGUUCUCUUGAGCAGUGGUCGUUUAUCUCCGUCUGCUUUCUCUCCCACCAAAGUGUGUGCCGCCACCUGAUGGAAGAUUCGAUGGACAUGGACGUGAGCCCCCUGAGGCCCAGAACUAUCUUUUCAGUUGUGAACUAAAGGCUGACAAAGAUUAUCACUUUAAGGUGGAUAAUGAUGAAAAUGAGCACCAGUUAUCCUUAAGAAUGGCCAGUUUAGGGGCUGGUGCAAAGGAUGAAUUGCAUAUUGUUGAAGCAGAGGCAAUGAAUUAUGAAGGCAGUCCAAUUAAAUAACACUGGCACCUUUGAAAAUGUCUGUACAGCCAACAGUUUCCCUUGGGGUCUUUGAAAUAACACCACCAGUGCUUUUAUGGUUGAAGUGUGGUUCAGGGCCAGUACAUAUUAGUGGACAGCAUUUAGUAGCUGUGGAGGAAGAUGCAGAGUCAGAUGAAGAGGAGGAGGAUAUGAAACUCUUAAGGAUAUCUGGAAAGUGAUCUGUCCCUGGAGGUGGUAGCAAGAUUCCAGAGAAUAAAAGUAAAACUUGCUGCUGAUGAAGAUGAUGAUGAUGAUGAUGAUGAUGAUGAUGAUGAUGAUGAUUUUGAUGAUGAGGAAACUGAAGAAAAAGCACCAUUGAAGAAAUCUACAUACUCCAGCCAAAAAUGCACAAAAGUCAAAUCAGAAUGGAAAACACUCAAACCCAUCAUCAACACCAAGAUCAAAAGGACAAGAAUCCUUCAAAAAACAGGAAAAAACUCGUAAAACACCAAAAGGGCCUAGUUCUGUAGAAGACAUUAAAUCAAAAAUGCAAGCAAGUAUAGAAAAAGGUGGUUCUCUUCCCAAAGUGGAAGCCAAGUUCAUCAAUUAUGUGAAGAAUUGCUUCCGGACAACUGACCAGGAGGCUAUUCAAGAUCCUGGCAGUGGAGGAAGUCUCUUUAAGAAAAU
Molecule: messenger RNA, 4167 nt
Organism: Gorilla gorilla gorilla (western lowland gorilla)
Lineage: Eukaryota; Metazoa; Chordata; Mammalia; Primates; Hominidae
Gene: BLNK
Product: B cell linker
Exons: 17
Coding region: 180-1550 (456 amino acids)
Biological process (GO): cell surface receptor protein tyrosine kinase signaling pathway; intracellular signal transduction
Cellular component (GO): cytoplasm
Source: RefSeq, a predicted model, not a curated record